AGCUUUGAAUUGUUAAUAACCCAAGCUGGGGAUAUAUUCAGACUCCAGUCAAGCUAUCUCAAUUCUGACUCAGACUUCAAGCAGGAGCUGUCAAGUUUUUUCAGAGCCAAGAAGAUCUCAGUCUUAGAGGGUAGAGAUGCCCCCAUCACGGAGGCGAAGAGGCGAAAGAGCUCUAGAUCGGCUAGCCGCUCACAAUAAGUCUCCAGAGCGUAGCAACAACGGCAAGGACGGGAAUAAGAAAAAUAAGAAGAACCCCAAAGAGAAACCCAAGGAGAAACCCAGGGACAAAGAGAAGACUCUCAACCAACAACAGGACGACGCCACCCAGCAGGAACUUCGCAGCCUCAGGGAAGAAGUUGCCCGCUAUAAGGCAGAGGAAGAGAAACGCCGCAACACAGGGACUCAAGAGGGCAUCCAGCAGCAACAUCUGAACGGGGGCCAGCAGCAGAUGCAACAAGGGAACCAGCAGCUUCUACAGCAGGGACCCCAGGCAAGCCAGGGACAAGUACAGCCGGACAUUCAGCUACUACAUGUGCAACAGCAGCUGAAUCAGGCCGGAGCAGCAGGCGUCAUGGGUCAAGGUACUGGGGAAGGUCUGCAGGUUCAAGGUGUGAUGCAAUAUCCUUACAAUUUGGGUUUACCUAAUGGUCCUGUAGAAGUGUCUUGUAAUAGGGUCGAGACAAGCAGCAUCCUUCCCUCUGUCCCUUUAGAGGUCAAGAAGAAGAUUUGGGGUAACCAGUUCGUGCCUUUGGAAACUCUGUUGCGAACAGAGGAAGCUGAUGUGGAAGAUGGGAAAAUGCUGCUUGUCUUUGACCCUAACAACGCUAAUAAUCCAAUGUCGCUAAGCAAGAAGAAGUCACCUAAGAUAACUAACCUGCAGCAGUGGAUCAAGGGCUAUCAAGCCUUGAUGUUGGUAAUGUUAGAGAAUAACCCCAACCGAGCCAAGGAGCUCAUAGGGUAUCAGUGUAUUAUCAUGGAUGCCGCAGCCAAAUUCCCUAUGCAUCAGUGGUUGCAAUAUGAUGAGAAAUUUAGAAAAUCCACAGCAGGUAUUCCAACUAAAAGAUGGGAUGUUGUCGACGUCCAGUUGUGGGUAGUCACGUUCACCUGGGCUCCCAGAGCAUCAUGUAACCUAUGCCAGUCCCCAAAUCACUGGGCAAAGGACUGCCCUGCGAAAACCAAAGGGCAUUUCAAUUCCACCAAUCCGAAAGGGGGGCGACCUAACUUUAGGUCUUGUUAUGACUUUAACAAACCUAGAGGUUGUAACAGGGAUCACUGCAGGUUCUCACACAAGUGUAGUAAGUGUGGAAGGGACGGGCAUAGCAUAUUUGAAUGCUCUGGGACACCCUCACAUGGGAUGAAUUGAACUUGGUAUUCAUGGAUAAUUACUUGAUGUUUCAGCCUGUUCCAUGACUGAAAACCCAGCGGUAGAGAUAUGUAACUAUGAUACUAACUUAGUGACUCCAAUCAAUGUUGUAGAAUUGGAAAAAGAGCUUUCCUUGUACCCCAACAAAGAGUUAGUUAACUACUUGGUGAACGGCUUCAAAGUAGGAUUCAGUUCAGGGUAUACUGGACCAAAGAUUUUCAGGAUUUCUAAAAACUUGGUGUCUUGUAAAGAAAACCCCGCUAAGAUCGUGGAAAACAUUCAGAAAGAACUCCUAAAGAAAAGACUAGUAGGCCCAUUUCUGAAUCCUCCUUUCCAGUUCUUCCAAUGUCAUCCUAUCGGAGUUGUUCCCAAAAAACAUAGUGAGGACUGGAGAACUAUUUAUCACUUGUCGUAUCCCGAAGGGGAAAGUAUUAAUGACUACAUUCCCAAAGAGGAUUUCUCUGUAAAAUAUGUGACUAUUGACGAUGCUAUUGCCAUGUUGAAACGUCUGGGCAAGGGAGCCUUCAUGGCUAAGACCGACAUAAAAUCUGCCUUUAGAAUCAUCCCACUACACCCUAAGGAACAUGAACUGUUUGGCAUUUGUUGGGAUAAUAAAUUCUAUUACGAUAAAUGCCUAGCCUUUGGUCUCCGAAGC
Branchiostoma floridae (Florida lancelet) is the source of this 2018-nucleotide messenger RNA. RefSeq lists its product as uncharacterized. Gene Ontology annotation, molecular function: zinc ion binding; nucleic acid binding. The transcript has a single exon. The record is from RefSeq and is a predicted model, not a curated record. Lineage: Eukaryota; Metazoa; Chordata; Leptocardii; Amphioxiformes; Branchiostomatidae. The coding region runs from base 137 to 1363 and encodes 408 amino acids.